AUGGCCCUCAUUAACCGGGCUCAUAGUCUGGAGCAAAUGAUCACAGCCCAGGGAGUACGUACGUCUAAUGUGAUUGCAACUACUGCUCUGGCCGCUGCUAACUAUCCGACGACGCAAUCCGGUGGCCAAGUAACUACGCCUCCCACUAACGCUUGCCUGGGUCCAUUAAUCGUAACUAGCACAGGUGGCAGUGGUAGCUCUAAAAGUAGCUCAAGUCAUCAGGCCGUCUUCCAGAUAAAUGUCACAGCAACUGGGGGUGGAGCACAAGAAGGUACCGUCAGUAGUACAAGCGGCAUUGGGCUAGUAAGCGGCACCUUCUCGGGGAUCGGACAAUUAGCAGCGGUCGGUGGAUUGAAUCCCCAGGACUCAGGAAGUGUAGGUUCACCUACUCGAGAAUCAGAUAUAUCAAACAAGAUUGUACAUGUUGGUGCUGUGGCGCUCAGGCUGGCGGCAUUCAUCAACAACGUACGCAUCAAUCUUCGCGAUUGGAUACGCAUAUACAUGCGUAAUCUGAUGGAAACUGCUUGUCAGUUGCAUGAUACUACUCAUAAAAGCAUCAUGGUAAGUUAG
Messenger RNA from Protopolystoma xenopodis, 570 nucleotides. NCBI's taxonomy places the organism in Eukaryota, Metazoa, Platyhelminthes, Monogenea, Polystomatidea, Polystomatidae. The record is from the annotation of a GenBank genome assembly.